AUGUAUUCGUUUUUCGCCAGCACGGCAACCGCCGCCUCAGGCACCGGAACCAUUUCGGUGGCGCCCUCGUGCGGCGGCGCCCCGCUGCCGCCGCAUUCUGUCGGCGCGCAGGCGCACUUUACCGGCAUCCAGUCGGCCGCUGCCGUCACGCACCAGCAGCAGCACCAACAACAACAACAUCACCUCCACCACCACCACCUCCUCCCACUACACCAUCUCAAUCAGCAGCAACAGCAACAGCAGCAGCAGCAGCAGCAACAACAACACCAGCAGCAGCAGUCGGUCUCCACGGCCAUCAAUUGUUCCGUGGUGCGUGCUAUCGCCGCUGCUUCGUCGACGCAGCCGUCGAUCGUAGCCGUUUCGUCCGCACAACAAUCAUCGACCGUUGUCGCCGGGACGUCCGCCUCUGGCAAAAUGAAAGAAAUGCCGAAAUUGGUGAAACUUGCUCCCAAUGGAUCGGCCGACCGGUCGCUGCUACAAGAGUCCAAAAAGCGAAAAAGGCCGAUUGGGAAAAGCCACACUUUGAUCACCAGUAAACCAUUGACAAUAGUUGCUCCCACUCCGAUUGCAACAACCCGAAACGAAGACUCUGUUAAUUCGACCAAAUAUACAACGUAUGCGUCGCAGAACAAUCCGGCACUGGUUUUGAAAAAAAAAGAUUCCACUGUCCAAUGCAGUCAAACGACAACCAUCAAAACUGGCGUCAGUGGAAAUAUACCGGUGGGCAUAGCUGUUGCCAGACAAAGGUAUACUCAAAGUUCUUCCAACACGGAGGUUCAAAGGCAACGAGAGACCACUACGACGGUAUCGAUGCCCGAAGUCGUUCAUCAGUCACCGAUGCAGACAAUGGUGUUGUCCUAUAACGAUUGUUCCAUGACGACUGGGUCAACAGCAGGUAUUAACCGAUGGCCAUCGUCUGGGAGCUGCAGCAUUCCUCAAAACACUAUCGGAAGUCAAUGGAGUUUUCAAAACACUACGUUAAGAGCUCCUGCUUUGGAACAGCAGAACGUGCAGCCAGUCGGAUAUCAACUAGUCCAAGACCAAUCUGGCCAAUAUUUUCUUUUGCCUCAAAACUCUAUUGCCGGUUUAAUGACUAUGCCGUAUGAUUAUUGCAAGUCUGAAACACAGAAUCACCAUCAACCCAAUCAAGGCUAUACUCUGAUCCAACAACCACAGCAACAGAUGACUACUAUUUCACCUAUCUUAAACCACCAUCCACAGUAUACGUCUAUUGCAAGUUCGGGUUCAUACCUGAUUCAACAAGUCAGCUCUUCCACCCCACCGGCCCUCAUAAACACUCACCAUCAACUAACCGACAACACUACUCAUCAACAACCGUUAAUACAGUUGACGUCACCUGAAAAUCAGAUGAUUAUUUUCAACCAACAACAGUCUGCUAUUGUGGCUCAACCACUAAUAAGUCAUCUUCAACCGCCACACUCAGGACUGACUAUUGCAACUCAAAUGCAAUCUGGAUGUCAAAACCAAAUCAACGACAUACAAACAGUAUCUGAGUCUGUAACUGUCCAAACCAAAUUAGUACAGCAGUCAAUUACUGAGAAGAGUACAAUUUCAAGACACACGGAAGAAAAUGUGUCAAUUUCGUUGGACUAUUGUAACACUACCAUCAGUGAACCUGAAAAAGACUUAAAACAAGAUUUUUCAGCGCCAGAACAACUUUUGGAAUCUGAAGCGAUUGUAUCACAUGACGCUAGCAAUCAAACAGAUCUUCAAACUGAAGAUGAAACUUAUCAUCCAUUGACUGAAGAGAGUAAAGAACCAAAUUUCACUGAAAGUGCACAAGACUGCACGGAUAAUGACCAGCCUUUAACUGAUGGUGCUACUCAGACUUCUGUAUUAUCUAUAGCCGAGAAUUCUAAUACACCGGAUAUUACUGGAUUGGAGCUACUGCUGAAUAGUAUUGAACAGUUUGAAAAACGUAACUCUAGUGAACAAUUGGAUAGUUGUCAUAAUCAGGAAGUUGUAAUUAAUACUUUAGAGGAGGAAAAUGUACAAACAAUAGAUACCAAUGUUAAUACUGUAGAGGAAACAGAAGAAAAAGGUGUGAACAAGAUUGAUUUGCUUUUGUUGGCUGAGCAGUUUUUGGAAACUGAAAAAUCCAGUGAGACUUCUGAACAAGACACUGCCAAUAAGAGUUACUCAAACAAUAAUAAUUUAACUGAGGCAAAUGAAUGCAGUUAUGAGUUUGAAGAAAAUACUACUAAACCACUUGAGGUGACAAUGAAUAAAAAUGGCACUAAAAAAGUAUACACCAAAAAAUCAUUUUCUCAGACUAGCGAUAUUUUCCAGUCUGUUGACAAAUUAAAAGUUAAUUCAAAAAUAGAUACAAUAAAAAAGUCACCUAAUUACUCUAAAGACAAAGUUCUGAAUCGAAAAGUAUCUGAAUCAAGUUUGUCAUCAUCUGGACAAGUAAAACGUGGACCAGGUCGUCCAAAAAAGGUAUUGAAGUGUGACGAAGGAAAUAACAAUAUUUGUAAUAAUGAAGAUAUUAAAGAAAAACGGUUGAAGUUGGAUUGUAAUUCAAAAACCAAACACAAGACUUCUAGUUCCUCAUCUUCAGAUCUCUCUCCUCCUGUGUUGGAAGCAUGGAGUCUUUUUUCACCUAGAAAGGUUUCUACACCUAGCCCACCUACAUUAUCUCCAGCCUCAUCAAUGGCUAAAUUGUCUGAUGUUCAAAAAUUAUCAGAUGAUGCUAAGGUCUAUCAGAAAAAAAUUGUCAAAAAACGCUGUACAUCAUCAAUUAUUAGUGAGGAUGAAUUUAUACCACCCUUGAAGAAACGAAAAGUCGGACGACCAAGAAAAAUUCAAAAUCCUUUUGAUGAAGUCAUUAAAAAACAUCUGUCUCUAACUCCAAAGAAAGAAAAACCAGUUUCUAUAUCAUCAGGCUUGUUAAGUAGGGUUUCAACAAUAAAGAUUAACAAUAUAGAGACACCAUCUUCUGGCCAAUACAAAAUAAAACCCAAGUUAAAGGCUGAAGUUAAAAUUAAACAUUGGGAUGUGGAAGAUGAAGAUGACGAGAUCCAAGACCAAGACGACAUAUUAGCAAUGCCAGAAUAUGUAUGUAAAAAACGCCGAAUAGCUGAUGCAUUGCACAGAAUGUCUCCAUGUACUGUCAAUAAGCCAGCAGUGAUUCCUAAGAAAAGAAAGUUUUCAAAUGUAUCGUUAGACAGUGUAGAAAGUUUAGACGAUGCUGUUUCACUUUCGCAAAGAGACACAUCAUAUAGCUCUGUUCCCGUGAGAAGCCAGACUUCAGAGUCGUCUGACAUUUCUCUUGAACAAACUAAUGAAGAACGGGAUAGUUCUACUACGGUCGAACUCGCUGAACGACAAUGCAUACCCGUCAGUCCGAGUCGACCGGAUGUAGAAAUAACUACCGUCGAUGAUGACCAUGAAAGAAAAAGACUGAAAAAGAAACGUAAACAUAGAAAACACAAGCACAGUCACGACGAAUCAAGAACCAAACAUAAACACAAACACCACAAAAAACAUCACAAAAAGCAUAAGCGACAUCGAGAUUCUGAGUUAGGGCUUUCUGUAUUUGAACCACCCACUCUGUCACCUCAGAGACUUAUUGAAGACACCAUUGAAGAGGAUGAUGACGAUGACGACAACGAUGAUGACAAAUCCAAAGAAAAUGACUCCAGUGAAGUGGAAAGCAGUGAUGUACCAACAUUUUUGUCUGACCAGCAAAUAUGGAAAUGGUCAGGUGACAGUUAUAAGCGUCCAGGUCGCGGUGGAAAUAAGAAGACCUUUUAUAGGUCCAUCAGUAGAGGAGACGAAACCAUAAGUAUUGGUGACUGUGCUGUGUUUCUAUCUUCUGGUCAACUGGAUCGACCUUUUAUCGGUAAAGUUAACUGUAUGUGGGAGACGAACCAGGAAAAAAUGCAAGUAAAAGUAUUUUGGUUCUAUCACCCUGAAGAGACGGCUAGUAAUUUUACUGGAAACCUACCAUACCCGGGAGCAUUGUUCAAAUCACCUCAUAAUGACAUUAAUGAUGUACAAAGCAUUAUGAAUGGGUGUCAAGUGGUAUCAAUAGAAGAGUUCAGGUCAAUCAUUGAAAAGGAUGAUAAACGGCUGAAGAAUAUUUAUGUUAAUAAUGAUCUGUUCUAUUUAGCCGGGGACUAUGAGCCAGUCAUGAAAAUGAUUAACUUCAGUGAUGGUGUAGUGUUGAAACCGAGUGAUACUUGA
This is a messenger RNA of Macrosiphum euphorbiae (potato aphid), 4209 nucleotides long. Lineage: Eukaryota; Metazoa; Arthropoda; Insecta; Hemiptera; Aphididae. The record is from the annotation of a GenBank genome assembly.